This is a messenger RNA of Cinara cedri, 18878 nucleotides long. The record is from the annotation of a GenBank genome assembly. NCBI's taxonomy places the organism in Eukaryota, Metazoa, Arthropoda, Insecta, Hemiptera, Aphididae.
AAAACUUUUGACUUUAAGAUUUUAUUUUUAUGUACAACAUAUUAUUAUAUAAAUUGGUACGUAUGAGUUAAUUAAUUUAAUUAUGAUUUUAAUAUGAACAAAUUAUGUCAGAUAGUAAUUAAUUAAUUUACUUUUGUUCUUUGUUGAUAUUCUAAUUAUUACAUGUAUAUUAUAAUAUUUUACAGAUCGUUGCAAUAAUAAAUCGUUUUGCAUAAUAAAGAAAACAAAGAAUAUAUACUUCUUAACAAGUUAUAUCGAUAACCAUUUCCAUGUUGAACUGUAACAAGUAUAAUCAUUUUAUAGGUAAGUACUUAGGUACUUCUUUAAUAGACAUUUUACACCUAUGUUGUAGGUGGAAAAUUGGGAAGGCAAAGGAUUAUUAUUUUUUUUUUAUUGUUAUUAAAUCAAAGAAAAUGUGUAAACAUAAAACAUAGUACAAUUUACAUACUUAGUAUCUCCCUUGAACUUAUACCUACUUUCUAUAAACAUAGCAGAAGGUGAAGGUAGGGAGUUAAAAUGACAAUAUAAUAUAAUAUAUAAAUUAUAGUACUAUAUUUUAGGUAAUUUAUUUUACACACAGAAACUAACGAUAAAUUAUUCCAAUUAAAAACUAUUCUUUUUAGGUUAUUUGGUAUUAAGGGUAUUUGGUUGUCUAUUACGUUUUAAUAACCAAUAUCGACAUUUGUUAAGAGUGUUAUUAGUUUUUUUUAGAAAAACUGUUGGGAAUCUAGUAAUUUUUAUCAAAUAAAGAACCAUUAGGUUAAAUUUUUAUCAUUUAUCAUUAUUAUUCAUAAUGAGCAAGGUGUGCCAUAUGAUGUGUGUUUUUUUUGUAAUUUUUCAUUUUUUCACGAUUUCAUUAUUCAUAUUGUCACACUUUAAAUUUUCUACCAGAAAUAUUGUUCCAAUGGAAAAAUUACCUUUUUGUUGCAUUUUUAAUCUAGUUGAUGAGUAAGUAAGUAGGUAAGCCGUUUUUUGAUUUUCCAAGCAGUUUUUAUAACAAUUUGGAAAACGAACACCGCUUAGAUUUGUUUUUCGUUAGCAGAGGUUUACUGUUGCUUACAGAUAUAAAUUAAAUAACUUAAUGUAUACUACUUUCCCAACAUCCCAUCUAUAACAGUAAUACAAGCAUCAGUAGUAUCAGCUCUUUUUUAUUAUUAUUAUUUUAUGAAGUUGAAAAAAAUCUAAAAGCCAAAUGUUUAAUUACUAUUUUUAAAUUAAAAAUUAAAAACCUUACAUUGAUGAUUAAGACCUUUUUGAAGAACAAUAACAAACGUAUCUAUCAAUAUUAUAAUAUUAAUAUAAGAGUAUAUUAUAUAAGUUUGUAAAUAUUAUAAUACUGAUUAGGUUACUGAUUUAUCAUAUUACUGCAUUUCCAAUUAUUAUUUGUAAUAAUAUGUUAUUCUUUACCUGUCUAUUAUGUUUGCCACUUCUCUACUAUUUUAUUUUUCUUUCUUUUUUUUUAUUAUUUUAAUGUUUUAUAACAAUGUGUUAUUCUUUACUCGUAGGCGAUCUGUUAAUUUCAUAACUAAAUUUACAAUGUAAUCUAUUAUUUUUAAUACACAUAAUAAUAUAAUGCAAUAAUAUUAUUGCUGCAAUAAAUAAAAUUCAGCUAUAAUGGAAUAUUUGAUUCAAUCAAUUAGGCGUGUUGCAAUUAGUGUCGUCAUUUGAGUUUUUGAGAGGAGCCCUGACAAUUAUAUUUUUAUCACAAUACAAAUAUCCUUAUUAUAAAAUUUUAUACUUACUUACAUAGGCAUCAUUUUUUCGAGAGACAACAAUGACUAAAUAAUAAAUAUCUAUGUAGAGUAUAACUAAAUAACCUAUUAGCUACUAGGUAUAUGACGAUUCAAUUUGGGGAGAAUUUCCCCCUAAUUUAUGUUCUGUUGAUGUCAAUAUGUAUGGAGUAUACAUGUAUUUACAAAAAACAUAACCAUGUCACCAUGGACAUUAAUAUAAUCAUAGAAUAAAUUAAAUAAGAAUAGAUACUCUCCAAAAAUUUACAUAGACUCUUAUGAGAAGGAAAUUUCAGCUAAUGUACAAUAAAUCAAUGUUAACAAAAAGUACAAUAAAACAAAUGUUGUAUAGAAUUAUUACACUUAUCACAAAUAAAUCUUAAAAACUGUAGCUCAGAGUGGCCGUAUGCAACAUAAAUCAUAAAUUAUGUUUGCAGGCUUGAGUCCCAAAACUAACCCAUACUCGGCCCAAUAGAGGCCAGCUGAUGACAAGGGGGGAAAUGCCUUCCUUACCCUUCCUCAAAUGAUGCCACUAGUUAGAAUGAGUUAAUUUUUGGUAAACAGUUUACUACAUUCGUUGCUAUUGUUUGCCACUAAGUUUUAAUGUCAAUAUGUUACCAUAACAUUUUAUUUAAUGUACAGCAUGAUUGCUGAUUCUUAUAACCUGGUUGUAGAAAGUACUUUCAGUUAUUAAACAAUAGCCCCAAAACUGCAGUUUGUUCGUUGAACUAUACUUAUAUAGUAACCAGGUUGCUCAAAACUACAUAGAUAAAACACGCCUAAUAAUAAUAAGUAAAAUAAUCAGUGAUUGUAUUUUAUCCUAUGCAAUUUAAUUUUAAAAUGAUUUGUAAGUAUUAAAAUUUCAUAUAAGGUUAUUCUAAUUUCUAGGUAGCACAAAUAUUAUAUAAAACCUAAUGAAUUACAGUGCGAACACGUUUAGUUUGUUUUUUCUGUAAUGCACGUGUAAUGAAAAAUAUAAAUAAAAAAUAAUUUUCUUAAGCUACAAAUAUGCAAUAGCUCGGAAGGCUGUUAAAGUCAGAAAAAUGAAACACAGAGACAUAAUUCAUAGGAACGAUAAAUACAGGAAAGGUGUUUUAAGGAAUAAUAAAGUGUGGGAAAUUAUAAUCAGGAAAAACGUUUUCCGGAAAAAAUAAAAAAUUUAUAUUAUUUGGAAGAAUAAAAAAAGAAUAAUUAUUUACCAAGAGAGAUGUUUCACCAUAAAUUAAUUACCUACAUGAAAAUACAAAUUGGAAAAAUAAAAACUGGGCGUAUAUUUCACUACCUAUUUCACUAUUAUCAACAUUUUCUAAUAAAAUUUCUUUCCCGGUAAAACUUUUCUGUUUUUAUUUUCUAAUUUUUUUAUUUCCGGUGAAAUAUUUGUAAUUUUCUAAGUAGAAAUGUAUUUCUGGUAUUUAUUUUCCUGAUUUUCACGUUCCUGUGUUUUAUGUGCCUUCAAGUAUCGUUUAUAUACUUUAAAUUGAAAUCGAGUAAUUUAUUUCUACGAAUUUAAGAGACACCAGAUAUUAUAUUAUAUGGGUUAUGAUUAUAAAACCAAUAAAGCAGUUUUAUACUAUUGUUUUUUUUUUUUGGCCAAUUCAUCAAGUCAUGAAAUAAUAAAUGUUAUAUCAUUACGUUUAGUCAUCGUUAUUGUCGGUUUUUAGUCUGUUCCAAACAAUGAACAUAGCAGACCCGUUUAUAAUAUAUUAUAUAUUCGAAUAUACCUAGUUUAUCGUGUUUAUUAAUAAAAUAAUACGUAACUAAUUUGGGUGGUACCAUUAUUAUAUUGGACUUAAGCGUCUAUAUAUUAAUAAUAAAAACAUAACUGGGUAGAUUUGAACGUACAGGUACUUACACGUUAUUUUAUUUUUACAGUCGAUCAAAGUCUUUGGGAACAGGCCACCAAACCAUAUCACACACAAACAUUUACUUGUAUUAUUUAUACUAAUGCAUCUAUAAUAUAUUGUUAUAAAGGUUACACUUUGCAUUCGUAUUAUAUAUAGGUAUUAUUUACAGUCAACUUCUGUUCUUUUUUUUUACUACACGCAUAUUAUAAUAAUAUUUAUUAUAUACCAAAUAGGUCCAAUGUACACGGUGUUCAAAACUUUCUUUGAUAGCUCUUACAUUAUUUACCUGCAAUAAGCGCAUCAGAUAUUAUUAUUAUACCUAUUACAAUAUUAUGUUCCGGUGCAUCCGAUAACCUUUGAGAGAUCACCAUGUUUUAGUCAUCGCGUGUAUGUACAUAUAACUGCACGGUAAUAUAAAUAAUAUAUAAUUCCGUUUUGCUGAUCACCGUGGUAUUCCAAUUCAUUUACUCGUGCGGUUUCGAAGCAGCAACACGUCAUAUUACAUUUUUCCGCAAAAGAUCGGUUUUUAUUAUUUUCUGUUUUAGCUGGAAUAUAUAUAGUUUUAUAAUUUUUAUUUUUACGUCAUCAAAAACCAUCAUACACCAUGACGAAUGUUUCGUCGAAACCGGAAUAUCCGCACUUCGUGGCUAUCAAAAGGAUUAUGAAAUUACCGGUAGUUUCGUCCGGCGUCAACAAAGUGACGUACAUUUACGUAAAAGUUAAGGUUCGUGAAAUUAUUAUAAAAAAAAAAAAAAACACAAAAUAAAAUUUGAACGACUUUUUACAUUUUUAUGUAUAAAUAUAAUAUAAAAUAGUUUGUCUUGUUAUUGUGUGCUGAAUUAUAGUCGUCAAACAGAAUUAUAGAAUACAGUCUUGACAAUGCGGAAAAGACCGUGUUGAGCGUCGUAGAUAUAUCCACUCCGAUUGUCGUCAAAUUUGAAGACCCAAUUAACAAAAUCGACGAAAUUAUGUGCAAAUCGUUGGAUAUUGUCGAGCACAACGUUCCAAUGGUCACUUACACUCCAGAAGAGGUUAGUAUCUUUAUAAUAUAUACCAGGUGCUUUAGUGUAUAAACGAUAAUCAAAUCUUACAAAAACCAGGCACAGACCCAGAGCAAAGUUUUGAGGAGGGGGAACCCAUUUUUCACAAUCCAAAUAAAAUAAAAAUAUAAUAUAAUAUAUUAUAUUAUUAUAUAUAUUUGUGAUUGGACUAUUGGAGUAUAGUAAUAUCAGGAUCUAUAGAAUUAUAAAAAAAAAAUCAGAGAAGUAAUAUAUCUAGGGGGUGUCUCGGCCCCUAGGCCUCGCUUGGAUCCACCCCUGACAAAAAAUUAUUUCGAGUAUCUACCUAGGAAUGUAAGUAUAAUUAAUUCCCAUUCCUUCGCAAAUCUGAGUCUAAUACAUAGACACAAUGAAAAUCAAAUAAUCGGUUUAAGUUAAGCCAAUAUUGUUUGAUUGUUGUUUGAAUGAAUAAUACACGUCAAAAAUCUCUUUGUAUAUAUGUGACGGGCAAAAGCCGAAAUCGGGCAAAUCUCAGAAAUGUCCAGGCAAAACGCGAAGUGUCCACGAUACUUUGGCAAAACGUCAUAUUUCGGCUUUUGCCCAGACAAACCUAGUUGUGACCAACCUCAUUCGGGCAAUUCUGAGUGAAAAUGAAAUAGAGAUUAUAAAUGAUAAUGAAAAAAUGUAAAAUAAAAACCUGAACAAAAAAAAUUUUUAAAAAAGCACGGGAAAAAGUUAUUGAUGAAUUAAUGGCACAAGCGAAAAAAAUGAAAUCAUUGAGUGAAAAUAAAUUUCCUCCUCUAACAGUCGAAAAAAUAAUGAAAAUUUCAUUUAAUACAAAUAAGUUGGGUGUUAUAUUAAGUAUUGCUAACGAUGGAUUCUAUAAAAUUGGAACCGAAAAUGGAAUUUUUUCAUCACUAUAUGCUAGAAAUCAAAUAUUUCCGCGCAAGGACCAAUUUAUUAUCAGCAAAGAUAUACCGAAUAUCGAAGUGUCAUUGAGGACAACGAAUAUUAAAAAUUCACUAUCUGGGGGACAAGGGUUUGUUUUUUGCUCUUGCGAAACUAAAUGUACUAUAUAAAGAAAUGCAAAUGUAAACAACAAAAUAAUUAUUAUUUUUAGUUCCAAAUCCCAUAGUUUGAACUUCGAAUAUGUGUAGCAAAAAAUAAACACAUCUUUUUUUGUGAUAUUAAAUAAUUUUUAUUAAUGUACUUAAUAUGUAUAACACUUAAUUUUAAAUUUUUUUGUUGUAAUUUUAGAAAAUUGUUAUUAAUAUAAUAUGCAAAAAAUAUAUUUAGUUCAAAAUAUUUUAUACAUGCUAUAGAUUUUCCCAAAUGAGGUUGGUCACAACUAGGUUUAUUCAAGCAAAAGCCGAAAUAUGACGUUUUUCCCGAGUAUCGCGGACACUUCGCGUUUUGCCCGGGCAUUUCUGAGUUUUGUCACAUUUUGGCUUUUGCCCGUAAUAUAUAUAUAUGAUGAUCCAUUUAAGUGGGUACACUCAUAUAUAUAUAUAUUUACGAGUAUAAUAUUAUAUCAAUACAAUUCAGAAUACUUGAGUUUAAUAAAUUAUGACGUACAUACUGACUGUUAUAGUAGGUUAUUUUUUAAAUAUUCAAAAGUGUUAAAUUUUAUUUCUCAUCUAGAUAUCUACACAAAUAUCCACUCCGAGGUAUACAUUUUAAUUUCGUAUUUACCGAUAAUUUCUAUUUUUACAAUACAUUUUGUUAUGUAAUGUAAUAAUAUAUGUCUUAAUUCGUGAAUUAUAGAAAAUACGUACCUAAUUUAAAAGUACUAGGUUUAUGUUCUGAUCGAAUAAUUAAAAUUAGGUAAUUAUAAUAUUGUAUUUGUGAUAUUCAAGAAUAUUACUUAUGACUAAAGAACGGAUUUAAUUGCAUUUAAAACACACAAAAAUUGCAUAUUAAAAUUAUAUAAUUGUAUGCCUUUCAUUUUUUUCAAUUACAUACAAACAUUUUUAUUUAAUUUUUUUCUCAUUUGGAUCAAGAAUAUUUGUUAAAAUAUCCAUGCUUUUCAGUAAUUCACUUUUAGAUUCUUUCAAAUUUUUAAGAUUCAUGGAUAACUUAUCUGAGUGUAAUUUUAUGAAUGCUAAACCACAUUUGACUGCAUUAUUUUGUAUAAGCUUUUUCAGCUUUUCGACUCUUGUAGCAUCGUUUGUUAAACAUGUUUUUAAACUUUUCAAAAUUAUUUACCUAGAAAAGUGCAGCAUUUAACCAUGUCCCCCAUCUUAUAAUAACAGAUUCGGGUGGUAAAGGUAUACCCAGCAUUUUUUUUCUGUAUUUUUUUAUUCUCGAUGGUGCUUUUAGGAAAGCUUUUUUUCCUGAAAAAAACUCAAUAAGUUACAUAUGUAUUUAAGUUUUAAAUAGGUACUUAAUAUAUUAUCAUUGUUAAUCAAUUUAUUAAUGUCGGGAAACAAUUUUUGAAUUUUCUCUAGAUCUCUAUUAACUGCCUGCGUCAUACGUGUAAUAUGAAUUAAUUUCGGGAAAAAUAAUUUUAAUGUUUUUGCUGCUUUGAUCAUAGAAGUACCAGCAUCACUAAUAAAAUGUAAUACUUUUUGUUCAAUAUCAGGAAAUAUUUUUAAGGAGGAAUUAAUAAACUGACAAAUAGUUUCAUAAAUGAUGGAUUCUAGUUCUUUACAUGUAACUAAAUAUGAUUUACUAGGUGUCCCAUCUAAUUUACCAGUUAAUAAAUUUGCAAUAGCCAAACCUAAUCUAAAAUAAUAUAUUUUAUUAUAUGAGAAAUUAAACAAAUUAUUUAUAUAUCUAUAUAUCUAUAUUUAUGUAUCUAUAUACAUCUCUUGGAUCGGCUGUUUCGUCAACAAUUAUGCAAACGUAAUUAUUGCCAAUAUCACUAAUUAUUUGGUCCAUAACGCUUUUAUAAAUAUUUGGUAUGUAAUUUUUUCUUCUGUUGUUUCGUCAACAAUUAUGUAAACGUAAUUAUUGCCAAUAUCACUAAUUAUUUAGUCCAUAACACUUUUAUAAAUAUUUGUUAUAUAAUUUUUUCUUAAAGUACUUUCUUCCGGAAUUGACUUGCUAUUUAUAAUGCAGUUGUAAAAAAUACAUUUUUACUAUUCGAAUUUUGAGAAGCAAUCAAAAGCUGUUUUUUUUUUCUUUAUUCCUUUGUAAUGCAUUUAAGUGUUGAUUUUACAAAACUUACUUGUUCUGGAAUCAUGAUCUAAUAGAUUUUUUUUUUCACUAGACACAGAUUGUUUACAUACGAGACAAUAUAAUACCUUUCCAUCUGAUGAAAGUACUUUAUUUUAUUGUAAGGAGCAAUCCAAUUCGAAAUUUUACUUUUUAAAGUAGAUUUUAUUUUAGGCAUUACGUCGAAUACGUUCAGUGUGCGGUCAAACUGAUCAAAGAAAUAGGUACUAUGGUACCAACAGGUAAACGUACACGAAUCGCUGUACUACUACGUUGAAUUUAAUUACCAUCAUCAUAUAUAUAUAGACGAUUAUCGCUCGCUGGGCUCUCUAAGCUUCUAGAAAAUUCCACACGAACGAUAAACGCCUGAUUUAAAAAUGUGGGAAAAUUGCAAAAAAUUGUAUUAUAAAAUUAAAUAGGCAGAAUAUUUUUAGUAUUUUAAUCAGAUCUGAUUUAUCUUUAUUGCAAAAAAAAAUUGCAGUAUAAAUUAAAUACGGUCUUUACUUAUGACUUAUGACUUUCAUGUUUUAUCUUAAUCGGUGAUAAUAUACAAAUUUAACCCGAAGUGCAAAAUGAGACGUGUGUUAUAAUAGAUAAAAUCAUAUAAACUAUUUUAAUUAAAAAUAAACUAUUUAUCAAUUUUCAUCAAUUUUUAUUGAAAACACAUAAAAUUUGUUUUCAAUGAUAUAAUAUUAUAUAAGCGGAAUAUUAGUUUAUGAGCAUCAUGAUGUUAUAUCGGCAAUAGGCAGUAGGCAGUUCGAUAUUACACAAAAAAACUAUUACCUUUUUAUACAUCUUGAUAACAAUAGUAGGUACCUAUUUAUAGUUUAUACCAGAGGUUCUCAAACUUUUUUUCCCCGUAGACCACGUGCCAAUUUUUUCUGUUUUACAUAGACCCCUAAUAUUGAAUGUUUACAAAUUCAUCAACGUAUUUUUGACAGCUUAUACGGAGCUACUCACUUAAAACUACAGGAAAUGCAAAUUAAAUGUAAUAAUAUAAAAAUAUUAAAAUUAUAUCUUUAAUGCGAAGGGAUGUUUUGGUAGUAAAUUAUCAUUAUUUGGCUUCAAAUUAUUCAGGUUUUAUCUUAAAUCUCCUUUACCAGUGAUUUUUAAUCUAUUUUUGUAAGAAGAUUGGCAACUGUGCUAAAACUAUACACGUAUUUUUGACUUGAUAACUAUCGUGGACUCCUAUUUACAUCUCAUGCAUUCCCAAUUUUCUUUUUCGUUGAUAUGGAACCCUUGCAGGUAAGAAUCGACCCCAGGGGUCGAUAUAGACCACUUUAGGAACCUCUGGUUUACACCUACCAGCUAUCCUGCAGUUUUGGAUCCAGAAGUCACCCAAGGAGGGGGAGGCAAAUUUUCAAAAAUUAAAUUACCUUUAUUUCUAUUUAACAUGUAUUGGAGGCUAAUUUGUAUUAAUUCUAUAAACUCAUAAAAUGAAUGGUAUACAAGUAUACGAUUAUACAAUACGUUAGUCAUAUAAUAUAUUAAUAUGACAUAUACUUUGUUCCAAAUAAGAACGUACCGGGCGGUGGACAAUAAUCGGUCAAAACUCGCGCAGCCGAUUAAUGACAACCAAUCGUAGAGCGAAUAGACUUGACCAUGGGGGCAGGACGUCGUUCCACGAUAAAUUUGUAUGCACCGAGCAGUACGUUCUUAUAUGGAACGAAGUAUAGGUACGUACAAUCAUUGUUAUCAUCAAAUCGUAUAAAUCAUUGGUUUUAUGAAAUACAGAAUACAGAUAAGAUAAUGUAUUCUGCUGUUACCUCAACAUAUUCUAUGACUAUUAAUAAUUUAUUAUUGGCGAUUGAACGAUUUCCGACGAUACGCAACCAGAUAAUCAGAAUAAUAAGAAUCAGAAAAAAAUUAAAAACAAGUCUAAAAUUUAAUAAUGACUAAUUAUUUGUUUAGAAAUUAUGAAACAAAGUAAAUUUUUCUAUUUUAUGUAAAACAUAUUUUUAUAACUUUAUAAGUAUUUAUUAUUAGUAAUAAGAUAACAACAGUAAUUAUUUUUAAAAAUGCAAGGGGGAUCACCCCCAUUGUCUCCCCCUCCCGUGGAUCUGUGCCUGCAGCUACCUAUAUUAAAUUCUGAAUGAUUAGGAAUGUAUUGGUUUUUCAACGAUGUUUAUAUUUUUUAUUUUUUCAUACUGUGUACUAAAAUUUUACCAGAAAUCUUGUUCUGAAGUAUCAAAUAUCACUUUUUGAUUUUUCCAGGGGUUUUCAUAAUAAAUAGAAAAUAUUAGGAAAAAUAACGUGGGAAAAAUGGGAAAAUUUACGAAAAUAACUUAACCUAACCUAACCUAACCUUUUAUAAUUUUAAAUUUUGUUUUUUUGUUUUGUUUUAAUUCAGUUUAAAAUAUUCGUAUAGACAUGAAAUUUGGAGAGCAACCUUAUAUUUGUCUUUUUUAUACGUGGUAAAAUUUUGAAAACAUUUGAGCCAUCUUUGAGUUUCUAUAGACAUUUUAAUUUCGCUAGUUUUUUUAAUGUAAUAUUUAGAUAUCAUGGUUCGGUAUAGUAUAUAUCCACCCGAAAAUUAAAUUUAUAUACUUACUCGUUUAUUAUAAUAUCAUAUUAUAUUAAUUGCUAUUUAAUUCAACAAUUUCGUUAAUGCAAUCGAUAAUGUAUGAUAUUAAUACGUCAACUACUGACUAUGAUAUCACAACGAUAGUGUUACGUAUUAGGUAUACGUUUUUCGAUAUAUUAUUAUUUUCUAUUAAAAACUCGUUAUCUCUGAGUACUUACAGGGCGAUAUUUUUACUUACGUCCUCUCAUAAACGGCAAAUAUUUUAUAUAUCUAUUAUACAGAGUUUUUCAAAUUGUGUGCUACAGUUUUGAGAAUAGAAAUACGUUAGAAGUACAGCCGGUACAGGUACCUUGCUGCUUUUGUACUCUCAAACUGUAUGUUCAGAGUAGGUGGGUCACAUCAUAUUAACGCCGGAAUUGUUUGUUCAAUAUAACGACGAUAAUAAUAACCUAUGUCCACUGAUAUGAUGAUCAAUUAAAACCGACAAACUCUGUAAUUGAUAAUAAUAAUAUGCACUGGGUACCUAUACCUAACGAGUGUUUAUUAUUGUUUAUGUGCAAAAUAUUGUAAUAUACCGUCGUGUUCGAACGUCAAACGUACAUUUAGAUGUUAUAAUAUGUAUACUCAUCGUACUACCGCAAUUGUUUGUUUAAAAUAAAGAACUACUCGUAUUUGCAAUAAUUAUUGUAGAAACUUAACCUAUAUAAUCAUACCUACGUGUUAUUUUUAAAAUAUCGUCCGCUAUACUAAUUAUUGACUAAUAUUGUAACUCAUAGAUCUAUUUCACGACCAAAACGUUCGUUAAAGCAAAAGUCGAACCGGUAUUAAAACGAGCGGAUUCCGUCAAACAGCUCGCCAUGUUGGAUGACGCGCUGAGUGUGGCCGACAAAUACGUGGACAAGUACCUACCCGACAAAGAUCCUGCCGAGGAUGUCGCUGACAAACCGAGUAAGUGUGGGUAUAUAAAAUUGUAGAAAUAAAUUUCGAUACAAUCAUGGAUUAAGAAGAACCUCUAUAAUUAUUAUUUCUUUAAAAAAUCUCCACUUACAAAACUAUUCUUGAAGUUGUAUGUUUAUUUCAUUUAAAAUCACGAUUAAUAACGAUUUGGAUUUCCCGUGAUAAAAUCAUGAUAAUAUCAUAUAAACUAUUAUUAUUUACUUACUUAUUCGCAUAAAAUAACAAACGAAAAGUCCUUCAAAACUUGUUUCAAAAUUUCACGGUUGCUCUAUCAAUACUCGAUAAUGCAUUUAUAAUGCAAAAUCAUUUAUUUGAAAGGAAGUUUUAGUUAUUUUUGAGUAUCUAGCUAACCGAUUGUUUUAGGCACGGAGACGUUCAGCCAGACGGUAAAAACGAUCCGACACGUCAACCACUUUUCCAGGAAAUUACAAAGGCGCUUAACCCGCAGAACGAUUGCGGAGGCAAAAUUGCUAAAAAAACAAGGAUAUGAUACGGUUCAAUGUUUAGUGUAUUUCGCUGAUCUCGUAAGUACAAGCUGAUAAUAAUAUUAAAUUAUAAAUUAUAAUUUUGGAGCGUAUUUAAGAUUCUGAUGAGCACCACGGUUCAAUGAGUGUAUUAUUAGUAUAAUUAUGAUGUGUACGAAUUUCUUACUAUGUGUUUUGUGCCUGUGUACAGCUUUUCUGCCAGAAAUCUUGCUUCAGAUUUCAAGAUUUAGUUGGUAAAUAAGGAAGUCAUUUUUUUAUUUUUUUUAUAGUUCCCUACACGUGUUUAAAGUACCACACGUCAUUUUUUGAUUUUCCUAGGAGUUUUCUUAAUAAAUAGGUAAACUGGAAAAUGUAUGAAAUUUAUUAUUUUCGAAUCGUAAAUAUCACGGUCUUUCAAUUUGAAAACAUGUAUAACUGAACACCGCUCAGAAUCGUUUUUCGUAAACAAUGAUUAAUCGUGUACAGAUAUACAUUAAAUUUCCCUUCUGCCUUCCCAACUUCUCAUCUAAAACAUUGACCCACCCACGUGGCCACGUGCGAAGUAUGUCCAUCUUUUUUAAAAUUAACAUGUAAAUGCGCAUAUACGCCAAUGGCAGUGAAAGGGUUAUGUUUUAAUUCUAACAAAAUUUUAUCCUUGCGGUUUUUGUAUGCGAGUAUACGCCAAAAUAUUUUAAUUAUAUGUACAACCGGCUCAAAUUAUUACCAUGUGUAAUGUGUUACCAUUUGAGUGAAACACUUUUUAUAAUAUGGUUUGUACUUUUAUCUGUAAACCAUCUAUCGUACAUAUAACUCGUAAGUUUUAAUAUAAUUUUAAAGAUAUAGUUUUAAUUAGAUGAAUUCGUUAAAGAAAAAAUACUAAUACUAAAACAGGUAAUCAAACAAUUUUUUUGUUUACUAUUUUAUUUUUAUUUUUUUCUUCUUAUAAUGACGUUAUAGAAAGAAAAAAAAACAAUUGUAUAAACAUAGGAGCGUGAUUUCGAAUUCAUUAUUAGAUUAAUAUAUUACACCAACCGUAAAAUAAACAACGCAGUCGACUCAGAGGCUAUUGUUUUGUUAUUCUUGAUCACCUAAACAUUCGUGAAGAAUUGACAAUAAUUCACACGUUAUAUUAUUUAAAAAUAAAUUAACAAUUGUUAUACUUAUUUAUUUUAUUGUACCUACUACAGUGGAAUUACAUUAUACAACAAAUAGUAUAGUAAAAUGUAUUUUUUAGAUUCUGAGUGAAGCGAGGAAUGUAUUGGUUUUAUAAUUAUGUUUUUUAAUAUUCCCAAUAAAAUCCUACCUUCCUAACUUCUCAUUUACAACAGUGGCCUACCCACCGUGCAAAGUAUGUCGUCCGUCUAUUUUUAAAUAAUAUACCUAAUCUAGAUAAAAACAACAAAAAAUGGAAAUAAUAAUAAUAGUGUUUAAUUGUAUUAGUAAAAAUACGUUUAAACUCCCUUAACGCCAUAAUUGAGCGUUCUAUAAUUUCUCAUCAUCGCAUAGUCCAAACUAUUGGACGGAUCGGGCUGAAAUUUGGCACACAGAUAGUUAUUAUGACGUAGACAUCUGUUAAGAAAAUUUUUUUUGAAAAUUCAACCCCUAAAGGGAGUAAAAUAGAGGUUUCUAGAUAUAUUUGGUAUAAAUAUCUAAUUGCUUAUUUAUUUAUUUUUGUUUGUUCAAGGGUUACCUUGGUGAUACGGAUGAUAAUUUGGUUGUCACGGAUAAGAUAACUAUUAUAACUUUAAUAAUUACUAUUAUUUACAUUAUUAAAAUUUCACAAUAGAACAUUUUUAGUUAGUAGUUUGCCGAAGGUGGACUACCCACUUUCCACCUAAAUGUUUUCAUUCAAUUCUGACACGGUCAAAACCAAACAUUAGUAUGGGUAAAAAAUAAUAUACAAAUUAGCAUGGGCAACGCCGGGUGCGGGACAGCUAGUAGACUAGUAGUAUAGUCAUACAUUUACUUUUUCGUAUAGUUUUCACAAAAUUGUAUCAUUUCGUAAUGUAAUAUACGUAUAAAAUAUUUUAUUAUAGUGGUCAGAGGUCAGACCCAAUACUCGUAAUGUGAGCAUCUAUUCUAUGGUGUGAAAUAUAAUAAUUCGGUGAUAAUAUUACCUGUAGAGAUUUUGAUAUUGUUUGAAUUUUAUCUGUUAGGACUUUGACGUCUUUGGGAUUUUGAACCUUUUGUAUACGAGUAUAUAAGUCCAUUUUUUUAUAAUUCGUUUUUUUUUUUUGUAAUGUUUCGUAAAAAUUUCUUAAUUUGACAAAAAACAAUGUAUCAUAGAAAUUAUUCAUGGACAAAUUUCUGAAUAGAUAUUAUUAUUAAUAGUUAUAUUAUUGUAGUUAUUUUAUUUAUUUUUUUUAUAAUUUUAACUCUAUUUUUAACCUUACCUUUAUUUGAACCCGUGAACUCAUUAUCAUAAUAUAACCUUAUGUCCUUAUUUGUUUAAUGUAAUACGUAUGUACAAAUAAACGUCAAACAGAAAAACAUACAAUCUAAUUAAACUUCGAUAAUAUUAUAGGUAUUAUUGUAAUAGUAUAUAUUUUUAUAUAGCCAUAUAGGUACAGAGUGUCCCACGAAGACAUACCCAUUGUAAUAUUUCCUAAGAUAAUAAAGAUAAUCAAAUUCUGAUGUUUUUAUAUUAUUCACAGGGAUAAGAAGUAGGUACACAUAUUUAUAUCGCAAUUAAUUUGUUAUGUUUUUGUAAACAAAUUUUAAAAAUAACUUUUUUUUUAUUAUUUUUGAAAAAUUUUAAUGUAGCCAUUUUAUAGAGUUUAUUCUUAUUUCUUUUAUAGAGAAAAAAGUGUACAGUCAAUUAAUUGUAAUAAUAAUUAUUAAUUAGAGAAUGCGAUAUUGCGAUUACAGUCUGUUGUAUAAAUAUAGGUACCUAAUUUUCUCUGAACUUUGAAAAAUUAUUAAGAACAUAAAUUUAAUGAAAAUAAAAAGUUGAUACAUCAACAUUUUAAGAAAAAUAAUAAACUCUUUAAAAUGGUUAUCUUUAAAGUUUUCUAAAAUAAUAAAAUAAAAAGUAAUUUUUUUAAGUUUUUUAACAAAGCAUACAAAAAUAAUUUGAAUAUAAAUAUUUGUAGUCCUUAUCUCUGUGAAUAAUAUAAAAAAACCAGAAUUUAAUUAUCUUUAUUAUCUUUAUGGGACACCCUGUAUAGCUAGACGAUCUUAAUUAUCUAUACCAAUUGUUUACUAUUGGCCAUUCUAGUAUUGUUAUAUUACCUCCACGGUUUUAUUUUGAUACUAACUUGUUUAGUUAAAUACUUAAAAUGAUGUUGAACAUCAUUCGAGGAAUGGAGUCAGACGAAAACUACAGCACUAAAAUAUUUGGAUGCUCGGCGUUGAGCGUAUAGCACAAACAAAUCUGAUUAAUGAAAAAUUGUAAUAAAUCAUAAGCUUUAAGAUAUUAUUAUGAAUUUUAUGUUUUCAAAAACCAAUUUAAAAGAAUUGAUACUGCUGAUGGAUGCGUCAUUUUUGUAGGGGGGAAGAUGGUAAUGUAUAGUAUUUAUAAUGUAAUUUAGUUUAUAUCUGUACUCAACAAUAAAUCACUGCUAACGAAAAAUAAUUUCGAACAAAUCUCGAUUAAAUAUUUUAAAAUGCCACAAUUUUAAUAAUUUUCGUCAACAUUUGAACUUAGUAAAGCGUAUAAAAAACUAUUAUAUUACGCACACAUUUUUUUAUUUGGCACUAAGUGACUACGUCUUUUGAUGAAUCUAUGUUAAAUAUUAUGUUAUAUUUUAGAAGACUCAUUUGUGUUAUUAUUUUUGAGUGUUUGAAUUUGUAUUAACAUUAAAUAGUAAAUAUUAUAGCAAAAUUCGACUUUAGUUAUGGAACUCUGCCGCUCAAGGGUAUAUUUUUUUUUAUUAUAAACCGACACAGUUUAUUUAGUGUUUGCGGUUGUGAUAUUACCAGUCGAGCCAAACUAUACCUACACAAUAAUAAUAAAUUGAUGAAUGUAUUUUAGUUAGCUAAAGAUCCGAAAGCGUUCGCGGAGAAAAUGCAAGCCAUAUGGAAUCAUUUAAGCGAGGACGAACCCGAAAACCAAAAACCACCAGAGAACGUAGAGCAACUCAUCGAAAUGUUGUCCAGGGAGGGUGCUAGACGUUUUGUGCAUGUAACCAACUUUGUUGCGAAGUACGUUUACUUGGCGCCCACGAACGUCAAACUAGCAUUCACCUACACGGCCCAGGAGAUCGCAGUUUUGGUAGACAAAUUCAUAAAGGUGUGACGAAUAUAUAUUCAUUUUUAAAAAGAAAAUAUGCAAAUAACAAAACAAGUUCAGUAUUUCUGAGUCUUGUAUAUUAUAGGCACUUCAAACGAGAGUAUUCGGUGGUAUAGCUAGGAUUUUAAAUAUAGGGGGUAAAAAAUACGCUUUUGUUUGAGAAAUGGGUAUAGAUAAGGAUUCGAGUUUUCGCUCCCCUCCCACAAAAAAAAUUAGAAAAGUGGUUUUGUCAAAAUUAAUUUUAGUGUGAGUAAUUGGUACUGCAAAAUGUACAUGAAAAAAAAAAUUAAUAAUGAAAUAAUAGAAUAUGUGUCAUAUCUUAACAAAACUUGUAACUGUUAUUACUCGGUACUGAUUUAAGACAAUUGCAUCUUCCUAGGAGAAUUUCGACCAAAGGCAAAGAAUAAUUAAUUUUCAAGCCGCUUCUAACACAUAGAAUCAAUUUUUUUAUAUAUAGUGUUCUUCCUAAAAACGUUUUCAUACAGUUCAAUGUAAAAAAAAUAUCGUACUUUUAGGAUAAGAAGGAUUAAUUUGAAACGUUGUGAACACUCAAAUCGAAAAAUAGUAUACAUGUAUAAACACGGUACAUGUGAAGGGGGUUAGUCACCUUAGCCCUCCACCAUAUAAGUUACACCACAGGGAGGAGUUAUGGUUUAGGUUCAUCUCUCUAAAAAAAUGAAUCAUUGACAUUUUUUUUUAUUACCGAUCUAAAUCCUAUUGAAUAAAUCAAACAAUAUUAUAACUUGUCAAAUAGAUCUAUUUGAAUAAACUAUUAUUUAUAUAAUCUAUAUAAUCUAUUCAAACUGUUGAAUACCUACUUACAUAGUAAGUAAAUUAAUAAUACGAGUAUGUACAAUAAUAUUAUUGAUACAAUACUUAUUACAAUAUGCUUACUCAAAAAUUGUUUACACCAAAGUUCUGUUUGACAAAUUACAAUAGUGUUUGUGUGUGUUCAUAAUAUUAAUAGUUCGGUGAACUGUAGACCUUGGGAAUAUAAUUGAAAAAACUGAAAAUCAACAAGUAUAAUAAUUGUAUAAUUGUACACAGUACAAUACGUAAAAUUGAUACACAAGGGCUUUUUUUUUUAAAUUCAUAAAUCAAAUCAAUAAAUAAAUAAUUACUAGAUAAUGAUGAACAAUCUAAAAAUCACCUUUAGCUGCAAGACGUAAAAGUGAGAGUGAGAGAGAGAGAGAGAGAGAGAAAUAGACAAAAUUCUCUAUAAUGGAUGUAUGGCCCAUGCAGCCUAAGUCCCUGUGCCCCUGUCCCUGUACACGACCACAUAAACGAAAAAUCAAAAUCGGCUAGAUGUACACACUCGUGCGUACAUACUAUAGCAACAAAAACAUUUCUCACUUUCACGAUUUCGACUCUCUGGUUGAGUGUAGGACAAUAUAAAUACAUUUUAUAAAAAAAAAACAUGCCUUGACCAAUAGGUUUUUUUUUUGCGUGCUAUAAUAUUUCUUUUAAUCCUUAAUUUUCUUUAAAAAAAAUCAUUAGGUCAAGGCGUAGUAGUCAAAUUUGAUAUCAUGAAUAUAAUAUUAUCUAACGUUUUAUUGGAUGUCGUUUUCAGUUAGCCAAUCUGGAAAAAGCGAAAGGCACGGCCAUUGAAUUUACCAACGCGGAAUUAGCGAAGUACAAACAGUUCGUGGACAACCUGAAGCAAUUGAUACAGGUAAACAGCAAAGUAUAUUUUAUGGCGUCGUUUGUUAUAAUGUGUUCGUCUGGGCGACUUUCAGGAGUACUUGUCGUCGUUGUCGCCGAGGAUCAGCGAGCCGAACAAGAAAGACACGGAGAAGAAAGAUUACAACAAGAACGGCGUUAACAAGACUAAGUCGUCCGAGCGGCCAAAAGAAGACAACAACAAGAACAACGCCGCAACCGUCCCGAAUAAUUCGCCGGCAAAGGCCAAACAUUCUUAACUCUAUACCUACAAUAGUUAACAAUGUUGCAACAUCAGUAUAAUACAACAUUAUUAAUUAUUAUUAUACUGAAUAACAUAAAUAUGUUCUUUCGUCGAUUUUGCGUUUUCCCCCAUUCAAAUUUAUCACAUUUUAUUUUACUUUAUUGUACUUAUAUCAUUGAACCGAUAUUAUAUUUUAUUACGCGGUAAUCAAUUCAUAUUAUUAUAUUAUUUGUAUUUGUUUUUAAUCCGUCGGUUAUUUUUUGGUUCUAUCAGAACUAUAACACAAAGGCGUUAUACGCGUUUCAUCGUGUACCUACGUGGUUUAUACGUCACGUGACUGACCGAUUUGCUACGAUCCAAUAAUUUAUAACAGUUAUAUUCUUCAAUAAAAUACAAUAUGCUACAAAAUAUGUAUUCAAUCAUCAAGAGCCCAAGAAAAUUAACCAAUUACUAUUAAUUAUUCAUAUUGGUAAUAAAUAUGCAUUUCUAUUUAUUCACUACUCGUUUUUUAAAACAUUUAAGAAACAACCGGAUCUAAAAUUUUACAUUUUCAUCAACCAAUUUUUUUUUUUUUUUUGUACCUAUGAGCAUAUUAUUUUCUGCCAGUAAACUUGUUUCGAAGUAUCAAGUGUAGCAAUUUUUUUUAAAAGAAAAUUUUCUCUAGUUAGUUUAAAUAGGAAAUUUUUUGAUUUUCCAAGGGACUUUCAAAAUAAUUUGGAAAAACUAAAAAGAAAAUUAUAGGUAAAAUGGCAAAUAUGUGACGGCAACGUGGCGUCCCGGUUUAAUUAUUUUUAAGUUUUGCAAACGAUGUUUUCUACCAAAAAUAUCGUCUCAAUUAAAAUUGACAAGUUAUCGAUUUUACUAAAAAUUAGGAACCUUUUAGUAUAUUACCACUGACAAAGAAAGUCGUUUUUAUAAUAAAACUCCUAUUAACUUUUCAAGUAUUUCUGUUGGGUUAAAUAAUUAUACCUACAUAGUACCUAUAUACCAAAGAAAAACUACAUACAAAUCUCGCAAACACCAAAUGCCUGUAAAUAACUCAAAAAUCGCUAAAAUGUUUUUUAAAAUUUU